Babjeviella inositovora NRRL Y-12698 is the source of this 990-nucleotide messenger RNA. RefSeq lists its product as uncharacterized. The record is from RefSeq and is a predicted model, not a curated record. The transcript has a single exon. The coding region runs from base 47 to 838 and encodes 263 amino acids. Gene Ontology annotation, cellular component: cytosol; nucleus. NCBI's taxonomy places the organism in Eukaryota, Fungi, Ascomycota, Pichiomycetes, Serinales. Gene Ontology annotation, biological process: proteasome assembly.
CGAUCUAAUAUUUCUCCUCCCUAGACCCGUUCCUGCCCCACCACAGAUGCUUGACAACACCACACUUAUUAUUCCUACAGUGGCGAUCGGGAAUGUUCCGCAAUUGGCGACCGAUUUACUCAUUCACACGUACCUGUUCCAGAAGGUGCGGGUAUUGAGCGGCAGAUACCUCUACCCAUUUGCGUCGCCGCGCGACACGACGGGCGCGGCCGCAGACGGAGUCUCGUAUUCCUUGGAAUUGUACUACUGCAAAACGCUCAACGUCGCAACUAUCCAGCAAAGAUCGCCCGUGUUGUCUGGCCAUUUGGGAAACUUUGUCAAAGAGGUUAUCCUUCCGCUAAUUGAGUCGGAAAAGUUCGCCAGAGUGGUGAUUCUCGAUUCGUCCGACGCGGGGCUUCUCAUGCGCGACACGCCCUGGGAUGAGUACUUUGGCGCGCGUGCGCCGGAGGACGCACAGACUCCGUCGACGUUUGAGCUCUACGAAACAGAGAUAAACCUCAGCUUGACCGCGAGACUCGGCGGAUUGAAGCUUCACAGCGACGAAUUAUCGCUGGAAGAGGAAAAGUUGCAGCACAGCUCGUUGUACACGCGGUUCGUCAUGAGGGGCUUGCGCGAACUGAGUGCCCUGGGCACCGAUGCCAGCCAUGUGCUCAAGGUGACGGCAUUGCUCACAUACGUAUACGAGGGCGAUAACUUCCGAGACGCGGAGGCGUUAGCUAGCAAGGUAGUGGAUGUAUUGCAGCUUGAGUCUGCCCAGUGGCUCAAGCCGGUAAGCUGGGAGGGGGUCUAUGGGCAAAGGACCAUCCCGGAUUCCAUGGAGGAGGGUAUCUUUGGUUAGGGUCUAAAGAAUAAUGAUAAUGUCAAUGGUUGGUGUAGAAGCUAUUCAUGGUGAGAGUGAUCAGCUAAAAUGAGGAAAUACGCUAAAUGUUGUAGAACAGGUAUAAUUAACCCGAGGAGUGCGAUGUUUGAAUGCACCGAACUAAUUCACGG